This is a messenger RNA of Megalobrama amblycephala (Wuchang bream), 4175 nucleotides long. RefSeq names its product potassium voltage-gated channel subfamily KQT member 4. Gene Ontology annotation, biological process: transmembrane transport; potassium ion transport. The transcript has 14 exons. The coding region runs from base 1187 to 3232 and encodes 681 amino acids. NCBI's taxonomy places the organism in Eukaryota, Metazoa, Chordata, Actinopteri, Cypriniformes, Xenocyprididae. Gene Ontology annotation, cellular component: membrane. Gene Ontology annotation, molecular function: voltage-gated potassium channel activity. The record is from RefSeq and is a predicted model, not a curated record.
CAGCCAUCCCUCCCUCUCCUCGCGUCUAUCCCGCUCUCACUUUCAUCAUCCUCGCGCUCCGCGCAGCACGUGCCGGUUACGCACUCUCUCAGUCCACACCGUUGAGCGUCUUGGACUCUAUAAUAUGUCACGGACUUUUGGGACAAUCUUGAAAUGACCGAACUAUAGUCACGACUUUGAAUUCAUCUCACACGGACCCGCUCCGCUCCUCCCUAAAGAACCGAAAUAAGCGUCGCGCGCCGGAGGGGGAAAACCGGGCAUGUCGUUUACUUCUAAACGUUUCUGCUGUGAGCUUAGACAGUAUUUGUCAGGAAAACUUGAGUUAUGGGAUGCGUUUGGCUUUUUUUUGUCCCGCAGGCUGUUUCUCAAAACUUUUGAGUAAUUAAUGCGCACGUUAGCGUCUCACCAUGAAGUGCUCAAUGUCCAGUUACGAUUUAAGAUGAAAAUUCAGCUGAAAUAUUCAUAUCCAUGUGGAGUCAGGGCUGUAUGGACGUAUCUUUGUGAUUAGUGAUAGCGGUAAUGAGGCUUUUCAACUGUAUCACCUGAAACAAGCUACUUUUGUUCACUUGAAGGUUGUAAGAAUGAGCUUUCUGCCUUUUAAAGGGAUGACAUGUUUUUACGUUUAAUUGUGUUACAUGCCCUAAUACUAAUUUAUUAGUAUUGUAUUAUUUUUUUCUGAUUACAACAAUCACUUUUGUUUAGAAAAAUAUUUGAUAGAGCUUUUAAACGCUUUUCUGCUUAAUCGGUUAUCGGUUGUUUAGCAUCGGGUCUCGCGAUAACUUCUAGAAAUAGCGUUCAACAAAGACAUUAUCGGGAACAGGAAACAAAAGUGUCCACAGGUAAAUUAAUUAAUUUUUUUUAUUGUUACUUACAUAAAUUAUUCAAUAAAUUUGUAUGUAAUAGACAUUAAUUCUUAAGUGCUAUGUUUAUAAUUAUCGUUCGUCAAGAUUAGCGAUUUUAAUGCAACUAAACAGGUUAUUUAAGAAACAUUAUUAUUAAAUUCAAUCAUUAAUAAUGCAUUAAUGCGUUUUUAUUAUUGUAGUAUGAUAAUUAUUUAGCUAUUAUUGUAAUAGAAAUCAGAAAUGAAAAAUUGGCUGUAGGAAACGUAAUACAAAUAAUCAUUAUCGGUCAUAAAAACAAACUGUAUCGGUAUAUGGUGCACUAGUUUGCUUGUGUAAACACAAUAAUGGUGGGUAGCCCUUCAAAUAACGGAGGCAUUAGGAUGCUGGCGCCCCCUGCACCCAACGAUGACAGGCGGGUCGAGUUUGUGGCUCUCACGGCUGUUCACACUGAAACAAGCGAGCCGUCCACCCCGGAGCGAGGACACCCGUCUCACCGCACCGGCUUACUGGGCACGCCGCUGCCGGUGCCACCGGGCCCGAGGGCGACCCCUUCUGCCUCCAGCAAACGCUACAGAAAGUUACAGAACUGCCUGUACAACGUGCUCGAGAGACCCAGAGGGUGGGCAUUCAUCUACCACGCCUUCAUUUUUCUCCUAGUGUUCAGCUGUCUGGUGCUUUCUGUUUUCUCCACCAUUCCAGACCAUCAUAAAUUUGCCAACGAAGCGCUCUUCAUCCUGGAGUUUGUGAUGAUCGUGGUUUUCGGGCUGGAGUACUUUGUGAGGGUCUGGGCAGCCGGAUGCUGCUGCCGGUACAGAGGAUGGCAGGGUCGGCUACGGUUUGCCAGAAAGCCCUUCUGCGUCAUAGACUUCAUUGUCUUCGUGGCGUCGCUGGCAGUGAUAGCAGCAGGCACGCAGGGAAACAUCUUCGCCACAUCUGCUCUGCGCAGCAUGCGUUUUCUGCAGAUCUUGCGCAUGGUGCGUAUGGACCGCCGGGGAGGAACCUGGAAGCUGCUGGGCUCUGUGGUGUACGCUCACAGCAAGGAGCUGAUCACAGCCUGGUACAUUGGCUUCCUGGUACUGAUCUUUGCCUCCUUCUUGGUCUAUUUGGCUGAGAAGGAAGAUAACCAAGAGUUUUCCACUUAUGCUGACUCCCUCUGGUGGGGAACAAUAACCCUGACUACGAUCGGCUACGGGGACAAGACGCCACGCACCUGGCAAGGUCGGCUUUUAGCGGCUUGCUUUGCCCUGCUGGGAGUGUCCUUCUUUGCCCUGCCCGCUGGCAUCCUGGGUUCGGGAUUUGCUCUGAAAGUGCAGGAGCAGCACCGGCAGAAACACUUUGAGAAGAGGAGGACUCCCGCUGCCAACCUCAUACAGGCUGCAUGGCGUCUCUACUCUACAGAUGCUCAGCACUCAUAUCUCACAGCCACCUGGUAUUUCUAUGACAGUAUGCUGCCGUCCUUCAGAGAACUGACAUUACUGUUCAGUCACCUCCAACGGCAGCGUAGCGCCAAGAAGGUUCUCCACAACUCCUACCACACCCUGCUGUCGGGGCUCCGGCCGUACAGCUCCCCCUACCUGUCGGGGGACAGUGGGAAGAUGGGCUUCCGUGACCGCAUUAGGAUGAACAAUUCACGCUCCUCUCAGGCUAUCCGGGGCAAGGCUUCUCCUUUGCCCCCAGGUAAUGUGCGGUGCUCGCCCAGCACGGAGAACGUUCCAGAAGCCACCAGCCCCGGCAAGGUCCAGAAAAGCUGGAGCUUCAAUGAUCGGACUCGAUUCCGGACCUCUCUCCGCCUAAAACCACGGCCCGCUGCAGAUGUGGAGGGAGUAGGAGAAGAGCACACAGAGGACAAAUCUUACUGUGACGUCGCCAUGGAUGAUGUGAUUCCAGCAGUGAAGACCCUAAUUCGAGCCGUUAGGAUUCUGAAAUUCCUGGUGGCCAAGAGGAAGUUUAAAGAAACCCUGCGGCCAUAUGAUGUGAAAGAUGUGAUUGAGCAGUAUUCAGCAGGACACCUCGAUAUGCUGGGCAGAAUCAAAAGCCUGCAGAUGAGGGUGGAUCAGAUCAUAGGCCGUGGAUCCAUUCCAUCAGAUAAAAAGGUGAGGCCUGAAAAAGGAGAGAAAACUCCCCCUGAACUGGAUCAGAUGGAUGAAUUGAGCAUGAUGGGACGAGUGAUGAAAGUGGAGAAACAGGUGCAGUCCAUCGAAAACAAGCUGGACCUGCUACUAAACUUCUACACCCAGUGCCUGAAAAAGGGCUCGUCCCACUUCACCCUGUCGUCCCUGCUGGAGCCGGACUUGACCUCUGACUACCACAGUCCGACCGAUCAACGCGACCUGUUCCCAUCUGCAAACACGCUUAAUAUCUCCCACUCAGACAGUGGCAACAUGGAAUGACCCCCAGAGACCCAGCCAGCAGCAGACAAAUCAUCCAAAGUCUAAAUACCUCCCUACACUAAUCUAGCACAGUUCCUCUAAACAACUGCUGUAUCCUUGCAUGGGUUCAUCCUUUGCACAGUGGAUGGUGGCUUCUGGCCUACUUUUCUAGACUACGCCUUGCAAACUAUGCUCUUAUAUUUCACAAUGUCCGCAGUGUUUUUAUUUUAACGUGCCUGUAGAAUCUUUCUUCUUUUUAUUUCAACUGAUUCAGGAAAGUUUUAGAGAAACAUCCUCACGUGGUGAAGACAUUAUUGAGGUUCUGUGUUGAACAUUUGAACUCGAUGGCAGAGUUUUAGCUGAGACCAUCGCUUUUUAUCAGUCUUCCAAAAUAGGAGGGGACGAAUCACUUGACUGCUCCUUUUACCUUUUCAUUGAUGGUGUUUCUUUUUGGAAGUCUCUGUGCCAAUAUUGUUUCUUGGUUUUGUUGAGUUUUUGAUAAUCAAUAGGCCCCCAGAGCAGUUCUAUUUUUCUCUCUGUCUUUUUUUCUAAGAAAUCAGGGCAUUGUGAACUGAACUUGAUUUUCGGACUCUCUUUCUCGGCCUUAAACUUUGGCCCGAUGCAAUAGACUCCUUGUGCCACAAUGAAUGUACUGCAUCCAGUACUCUUCCUUUAUUUAUCAUUGACAUAUCCUCUGAGAAAACGGCGUCACAGAUUGCUGUAAAGAACGGCAUGACGGACCGACGGACAGUAUUUCCACCAAAGCAUCAUCUCCUGUCAUUUUUAUCUUGCAUGGUUUCUCUUGGCAUUUCAGGAAGGAAGGAACUUCAAAAUGUGAGGCCUUCAGGCCCCCUCUCUUCUUCUGCGACAGCACCCUGCCACUGCAUCGUCUCUCAGAAGCCCACCAUGCAAAAAAAAGCCAAGAACAUCAAAUAAAUAAAAAUAUUCUUUGAUUAAAUAGCCA